Ctenocephalides felis (cat flea) is the source of this 927-nucleotide messenger RNA. Its product is annotated as ovarian-specific serine/threonine-protein kinase Lok-like. The transcript has 2 exons. The coding region runs from base 97 to 927 and encodes 276 amino acids. Lineage: Eukaryota; Metazoa; Arthropoda; Insecta; Siphonaptera; Pulicidae. Gene Ontology annotation, molecular function: calcium/calmodulin-dependent protein kinase activity; calmodulin binding; ATP binding. The record is from RefSeq and is a predicted model, not a curated record. Gene Ontology annotation, cellular component: cytoplasm; nucleus. Gene Ontology annotation, biological process: peptidyl-serine phosphorylation; intracellular signal transduction; protein autophosphorylation.
AUCAAAGAUGACUACUACAUUUCUCGUGAGCUUGGAAGCGGUGCAUGUGGUGUUGUGAGAUUAAUAUUUAACAAAAGGACAUGUGAUAAAUUUGCUAUGAAGCAGAUCAUCAAGAGUAAAGCAGAUGAUGAAAAGAAAUUAAACCAUCCUAAUCGUAUUAUGAAUGAAAUUAAUAUUAUGAAAAAAUUAGAUCAUCCAUUCAUAGUUAGUGUCUACAACAUUGUUGAAACUCCUGAAGCAGUAUUUUUGGUAUUGGAACUUAUGAAUGGAGGUGAUUUAUAUAAUAAAAUUAAAGAGUCAAAAUAUCUGAAAAAACCAAUUGUUAAGAAUAUUAUAUACCAAAUAGCUGUUGCUGUUAAUUACUUACUCGUACAUCGGCAGAACAUUACACAUAGAGAUUUAAAACCUGAGAAUAUUCCAGUAAGUAAAAUUGUUGAAGGUAACACAGUGUUAAAAACUGAAUGUGGUACUGCAUGGUAUGUUGCUCCCGAAGUGAUAUUAAAGAAUUAUAAAACUUAUACUGAAAAAGUUGAUGUUUGGAGUCUAGGUGUAAUAUUAUUUGUUUGUCUUUGUGGAUGCUUACCCUUCUCAGCAGCUGAUCAAAUUUGCAAAGGAAAAUACUCUUUCAAACAAUGUAUUUGGUCUUCGGUUAGUGCUGAAUGCAAAGAUUUAAUUUCUAAAAUGUUAAAAGUAGAUCCAAAAACUAGAUAUAGCAGUUCCGAAGUUCUUAAUCAUAAAUGGUUACAGGAUCCCGAUGUUAUUAAGCGUUACAAUAAUUUAUUAAAUCAGGAAAAUGAAAAACAGGAAAUUACUGUUUCUGAUUUGGAAGAUUCAAUAAAUGAACAUUGUAAUAAUUCUUGUCCUGAAAAUUGUCUAGAUAUAAUAGAACCACCUGCCAAACGUCAUCGAAGUCUACUUAUUUUUUAG